AUGUCGUCUACCCUCAUCUCAAUCUCGGCUUCUGCAACCGCAAGUGCCACUCCGCUUAGCCAUGCUGCCGUUGCAGCUGAAAUUCUGAUUAUUGCCAGAGAUGCUGCCUCUGCUGGUGUGGCCAGCUCUGGUCUCAAUGGAUACGGUAUCCCAUUCUCCACUCUGAUUGUUCCCUCUGCUGGUGUCGAACUUCCCGAACUCAAUGGUACCGCCGGAGGAAACUUCGGUGGUAUUGUCGUUGCCUCUGAAGUCAGCUAUGACUAUGGUACCCUGGGCUUCCAGAGUGCCCUGACCACCGAUCAGUGGAACCAGCUAUAUGCUUACCAGCUUGAAUAUGGUGUCCGUAUGGUCCAAUACGAUGUCUACCCGGGUCCCAACUAUGGCGCAUCUGCUAUCGGCGGAUGCUGUGACGGCGUUGAACAACUUAUCUCCCUCACUGAUACUAGUGAAUUCCCCACAUCUGGUCUGAAGACUGGCGCAGGUAUCAGCACCACUGGUCUAUGGCACUACCCUGCGACUAUCAGCAACACCACCUCGACCAAGCAGUUUGCCGCGUUUGCCCCCACCACAGGCUUCGAGACUGAGAGUGUCGCCGGUGUGAUCAACGACUUCGAUGGCCGUCAGCAGAUGGCCUUCUUCAUUGGUUUCGACACUACCUGGAGUUCUACAUCCAGCUACCUGCAGCACGCAUGGAUCACCUGGAUUACCCGCGGUCUGCACGCCGGAUACCGUCGUGUCAACCUGAAUACCCAGAUUGAUGACAUGUUCCUCGAGACUGAUAUUUACUCGCCCGCUGGUACCACCUUCCGUAUUCGCGCCGAGGAUUUGACCAACAUUGCCUCCUGGAUUGAUACCAUCAAUGCCAAGUUGCCCGCUGGCAGUUCUUACUUUGUUGAAGUCGGCCACAACGGUAACGGAAACAUCGAGAACGCUUCCGAUACCUCGGAUGCUGGCUGGGAUACUUGCGGAGCUGCCAUCGAGUAUGAUUCGCCUUUGGACACUCCCCUCGAGUGGAUCAAGCCUCUUGGAACUGGCACUGAUCUGUGGCCCGCCACCCCUACUGCUUACGACUGGGAAGCUACUUGCACUGUCAUGGAUGAGCUCCUGGCAUGGUGGACCACCGAAAGCAACCUCAACAAGUUCGGCCACAUCUCCCACACUUUCACUCACGAGGAGCAGGACAAUGCCACCUACAGCGAUAUCUACAAGGAGAUCAGCUUCAACCAGGCUUGGCUCAAGCAGGUCGGUAUCGACAAGGCCACCAAGUUCACUUCCAACGGAAUCAUUCCCCCUGCCAUCACUGGUCUGCACAAUGGCGAUGCCCUUCAGGCCUGGUGGGAUAACGGCAUUGUUAACUGUGUUGGUGACAACACCCGCUCUGCCCUUCUGAACCAGGAGAACGACAUGUGGCCUCUUUUCACAACCGUUGCCAACAACGGUUUCGAUGGUAUGCAGGUCAACCCUCGUUGGGCCUCUCGCAUCUACUACAACUGCGACACUCCUGACUGCACCGUCGCGGAAUGGAUUGCCACCUCUGCUGGUGUUGGUGGCUUCCAGGACCUCCUGGACAUCGAGAAGGCCGAGACUAUGCGUCACUUCUUCGGUCUCUUCCACGAUCCUUACAUGUUCCACCAGGCCAAUCUCCGCAACGCUGAUGUUGACCCCAUCACCAUCAACGGUGUUGCUGAGAAGUACUCCAUUAUGCAGGCUUGGGUUGAGACCCAGGUCCAGGAGUUCAUCCGCCUGGCUGAAUGGCCCGUCGUCACCCUCACCCACCAGGAGAUGUCUGCUGCCUUCCUUGCCCGUUUCAACCGUGACAAGUGCGGCUACUCUUUGAGCUACGCCACUAGCAACCAGAAGAUCACUGCCGUCACUGUCUCUGCCACUGGCAACACCUGCACUGACCCUAUCCCGGUUACUUUCCCUGUUGCUCCUACCAGCACCCUGGGCUUCGCUACCGAGCAGCUCGGUGCUGACCCUCUGACCGUCUGGGUUGAGCUCACUGGCUCCCCCGUUACUUUCACUCUUUCCACCCCCAUUUCCUUUUAG
Molecule: messenger RNA, 2049 nt
Organism: Penicillium roqueforti
Lineage: Eukaryota; Fungi; Ascomycota; Eurotiomycetes; Eurotiales; Aspergillaceae
Gene: agd3
Product: putative extracellular serine-rich protein
Exons: 2
Coding region: 1-2049 (682 amino acids)
Source: RefSeq, a predicted model, not a curated record